AUGUCGAGUACCAACGUGCCUCCCACAGCGGCAGAGGAGGGAGUUGAAGCGAUGGACAGCAUGAAUGCUCUGCCUGUUGCGACACACCCUUCGGUCCGUGUGCUCAAAGGUCGUCGAGCGACUGUCAGCACAGGGUCCAAACCAUCACUCACCGGUCUCACUAAUGCGUCACCGCCGACGUCAAGCCCGGCCCGCAUGCGGGCUGUCACUAUCGUUCAGCCUGCCGUGUCAGAAAAGGCUUCUACUGGAGGCCCAACAAGUCAGGCCAGACCACUAGGCUCGCCGCGUGGCUCCACAGCAUCGCCGCUUGGUCGAGUACGUGCUAGGAGUAGAGCAGGUACCAUCACGCAGCGGUUGCAAGGCGAGUUCGACAAAGACGCCCUCGCGGCCUCUGCAUUCCGGGCGGCAAGAGGCGAAACUUAUGAGCCCGAAGUCGAGAUCGAGCGUACAGAUAGUCAAGGUCGUCGUUUCAGCGGUUCGUCAAGCCGGCCGGGCUCGCACGCCCUCAGUUUCGGCCAAGACGCGCAAGACUAUCACGACAGACAGGAAGUCGAGCUACUCGAAGUCGUCGAUCAUUCGGUCUCGACGGCGGCUCAUCUGACGAACAUCGGUCGCUCAAUCGGUCUACCUGCUGGUAUUCCUUUCUUGACGACUCAAUCGCCGGCAGUGGCCAUACCACAACGUGAGGAUACCGUGACCACAGUUGCAUCUAAACUGCCUGUCAGCGACAGACCAGAGGGACCUUUGCCAGACGCGAGCGACAAAGCGAGCAUCAGUUCGUCUGCGGCCGAUCUGGACGCCCACAUCAUCGCUUCGCACAAGAAAACCAAGAAGGAAAAAUUCCGAGCCAUCAUGAAGGGCGUCUGGGCGUUCAUGAAGACGCCGCUCGGCAUCUUUGUCACCAUCUAUGGGAUUUGUGUCGUUUUCUUUGGCGCGGCGCUUGUUCUGAUCCUCAUGGGUGCCAUCCCUUCACACUAUCACUCGCAUGAUCUCUAUGUCGAAUAUUGUUCACAAGUGCUUGACGGUCUCUUUUGUAUCACCGGUCUCGGUCUCAUUCCCUGGCGGGUCGUCUCGCUAUGGCACAUGGCUCACAUAUGGACAUACGCCAAUCGUGUCUGGCGGAGACGGCGCAGAGGCGGCAUGGCAGUACUGCGCGAUCGAAACGACCUGCCCGAUCCUGAAUGUUUCGCCGGACUAUCCGAGAAAGAGAAGUUGGCUCUUGAAGAGUCUACAGAGGCGCCGGAAGAAGUCGUUCUGACCGACAAAGAACUCAAGUCGCUUCGCUAUCAUCAGAACAAGUUUGCUGCCGGGCAGACAUGGUACAAGCCGCAUGCUACCCCGACUCACAGAGCCUUCCCUCUCUCCUGGGCCCUUUGGAUCUGCCUCUGCAACAUCGUCAACAGCCUGGCUCAGAUCGCUCUUCUGACCGUUAUGACGACCUACAACUACCGCAAUCGACCUGCUGUCUCCACAGCAUUGUGCAUUGUAGUCGGCUUUGGCGUUGGUAUAACCGCAGGUGUCCUGAUCUGGCAAGGCUCAGAGAGGACAAAGAAGAAGAAGGAAGUUGCAGAGGCUAUUGAGGCGCACGAGCAAGACCUCAGCUCGGACAGCAAAGCUGGACUCUCUGCCAAAGCCUCGGAUACGAGCGUUUGA
Mixia osmundae IAM 14324 is the source of this 1653-nucleotide messenger RNA. RefSeq lists its product as uncharacterized. Lineage: Eukaryota; Fungi; Basidiomycota; Mixiomycetes; Mixiales; Mixiaceae. The coding region runs from base 1 to 1653 and encodes 550 amino acids. The record is from RefSeq and is a predicted model, not a curated record. The transcript is spliced from 2 exons.